AUGGAUCCAAAUGAUGUUGUUCGAGAAGGGUAAGAUAAUUAGUUUUUUUUUUAAUUCCAAAAAAAUAUAAUUCCAGAGUUCGAGUAGCUAAAUCAUAUCAUAAAAUUGACAAAACAGAAAAACAUUCCUUUCAUCGGGAUACAAUUAAUAGUUUGUGCACUUUUCGAAAUAGUAUGGUUUUAUCGGGUUCUCGCGACAAAACAAUUGCUUUAAAUAAUUGUGACACGGCUGAUGUUUCAACUUGUUGGACAAAUAUGAAUAGCGAAGUGACAAAAUUAUCAUUUCGAGCCCAAGCUGGAGGAAUAAAACAUACUGUAAUGAGUGGUUCAAGAGAUGGAACUGUUAAUAUGUGGGUUUGUAACAGUCCAAAUCCAAUUAAAACAAUUCCUGGUGCACAUCGUAUGAUUAUUUCCGGAUUAGUUAUUCGAAAUGAUGAUGAAUUUGUUAGUGGAAGUAGAGAUGGUCACACAAAAUUAUGGGAUAUUGAAACUGGAAAAUGUAUAUUUGACACACAAACAAGUCGAAAUCUCGUGACACAUAUGUGUAAUACAACUCGAAAUCUAAUUGGACAAUCAUCCGAAGAUAAAACUGUCAAGUUAUGGGAUCCACGUGAAUCAACACCAGUUCAUACUUUUGCUAGAAAACAACAUAUUCAAAUGCAUUGUGAUCAAAUUGAUGAAAAUUAUAUAGCAUCGUGUAGUAAUGGAUUUAAUAAUGAUGGCUGUGAGAUUACGGUAACUCAAAUUUAAUUACAUACACUUGAAAUCAAAAUUAAUUACAGUUUUAUGAUUUACGGCUAACAAAACCUUUGAGAGAAUUGAAAGGUCAUGAAGGAUCAGUGACUUGUAUAGCUCCAUUACAAUUAAAUGAUAAGAAAUUGAUGGUAUCUGUUGGGUUGGAUAAAACUAUUCGAUUAUGGAAAAUUGAUGAUGGAACAUUAGUUUGGACUGAAGAAUCACCUUUUGAUGCUGAUAAUUUACAAUGUUGUUGUUAUUCUGAUGGACAGUAAGUUAUUUCAAAAAUUAGUGGCCCUUUGGAAUUGAAGUCUUUUGAGAUGCUUUUUGAGAUAAUAUUUAUAAGAAAUUUUCCAAAGAUUUCAAAAUUUCGAUUUUCUCACCAAGUUUCAGUUCACCGUUUAAUUUCGAAAUUUCAGUGUUGUUAUCUCUGGUGGCUUUGGUCGUCUUGCUCUUUAUCAUUGUAAAUAUACUGCUGGUAGACCAUGUUUAAUACAAUUAUGGGUUCAAAAAACACAAAUCAAUUCGUCUUCGAGUAAUCAACGAUUUUAG
Messenger RNA from Caenorhabditis angaria, 1286 nucleotides. NCBI's taxonomy places the organism in Eukaryota, Metazoa, Nematoda, Chromadorea, Rhabditida, Rhabditidae. The record is from the annotation of a GenBank genome assembly.